Daldinia vernicosa is the source of this 3944-nucleotide messenger RNA. RefSeq lists its product as uncharacterized. Gene Ontology annotation, molecular function: protein binding. Bases 274 to 3804 code for a protein of 1176 amino acids. The record is from RefSeq and is a predicted model, not a curated record. The transcript is spliced from 2 exons. NCBI's taxonomy places the organism in Eukaryota, Fungi, Ascomycota, Sordariomycetes, Xylariales, Hypoxylaceae.
GUGGAAUUUUUAAACCGAGACUACUUUUUUUGUCGUGACCUAACCCAGACAUGAUGCUCAGUCUCUACUAUUCAUCCUUAGCUAUUCUCUUUAUACCUAUGAACUAGAGACAGAUGCUAUAUAAGUCUAGUCUGAUUAGGCUACAGUAUGAGAUAUUGUAUAUUUCGAGGAUGUCUUGAAGCAUUAUAACCUGGUACCUCGUCCAAUCUUUUCGACUUGCCGACUGUUUUGUUGUUGUGUUAGGCGGGUACUACUAUAGACCAUACCCUCCCGAUGCUGGAGAAGACGGCAGCCAGUUUGGAACCAUGCGGUCUCCAUCGAGUAGUUCCCGGUGCCACUCAGUCCUUUCGGACUACGAGACAGCUUCGAAACGCCUUCUGGCAGCAUGGAGCUGCUGGCAUAGAGCUUACUGCCGCCUGGCAAGCUUUGAUGCAUGGUACUUUUAAUCUUACCAUGGGCUCCGCACCCGAAGAGAACAACGGCUCCGUCCUGAGCGCUUCAGCUUUCCUUCUCGAUUUUCUAUAUCCAAGCGGCGCCAUGAAUCUGAUGCGCCGCUUGACUCCAGCUGCCCCCAUCUCCGGUCGUCCUGAUAGCUUCCGUUAUAGGCAGCGUUUUGGGGGGACCAUGCCUCGCCUAUUUACGUCAUCGCUUUCUAAGCGCCAGGUUCGCCAUUCCGGAUCCGAAGCCACGGCUAGCCCGAAAGUAAACGAACCCGAUAGCAGCGUAUCGGUUAACACAGACGACGUCACCUACAAAGACAGCGAGGCGACAGAAUCAGGCAAAAUUCGGGGUGUAGCUAUCGAGGAUAUGGAUGAAGAGAGUGACGCCCAAGUUCAUGAGAGACAGACACAGUCUGAUGUCAUCGCGGAAGACCUUAACGAUAUCGAUAUAGACGGCGACCAUAUUACGAUUCUUGAGGACUUGCUGAAGAAGAGCGACUUCGAAGAUGCCGACCGUGUUUGGCAUAACUAUAAGGCCUUAGAUGAGCUGUCGCAAACCAUUUACACACAACAAGUGCUACUUUUUCUCUCAAAAAGUGACCGAUUAUCUGCAUCGUGGAAAGUUUCGGAGCUAUUCCACCAAAUACCUCCAUGGCAAUGGACGAACGAGAUCUUCCUCGCGGGCGUUACGGCCGAAAUUAGCCUGCAGAACGCUAAUCGGGCGCUUGAAAUAUUCACCAAAGGGCUAGAUCACACUGCCCUCGAUCUCCCCCCCUUUAUCGAUUCCCUUGAUUUGCUGCUUGCAACUGCGUUACGGUCCUCGGGGCUGGAGCUAUUAAAGGAUUUAUGGAAACUAUAUCCUAAGAUGACAACACGAUGGGGCUUUGAAGACAUUUCGUCGCACUUAAAAAAUGCAGCACCUCCUGCUCACCUCGCCGUAUUAACGGAUAUGCAAAAGUACUACCCUGACAUGACCGGGAGAUGGAAUUUUGAGGGUAUAACGUCACAGUUAAAACAUGUUGCUCUCGUACCUGGCCUUGCUGAAAAAGCCUUCGACUUCGCGGCUGUCGGUCGGCAAAUGCUUCGAGAACUUGACAGCGCCGAGUUUAGUUUGGAGGCACUAGAUUCACUCCAGAGGAUUCUAGUCCGCAGGGCUCUUUUAUCGUGUACUGACGCUCAAGUUAUCCCUCUACUUAGCAUAACGAAAGACCCUCUAGCUUUCGAGGAAUUUUUACGAACGGUAGUCUCGAGGGGCAAGGAACAGCUCGGCAUUGAGGUAUAUCGUGUCUAUCGUGAUUUACCUGGGAGCAUGCCGAGCCAUCCCGUUCUUCACGAGAUUUUCAAGGUCUAUAAAAACCUAACCAUGCCGAUGUCAGUGAGGUACGCUGGGAUAGAAAUGCUAUGGGGUGAUUGGCAUAGGUUUCAUACCGUUCCUUCUUUCAGGGCAUUUCAAAAAUACAUGGCUUUCUAUGCGUCUCAAGGGGACACAGAAACCGUCUACAGGAUCUGGCGUAAGUUCAUCAAGGCGUACAUCGACGAUCCUAAACUUUCUGCCCUUCAAGCCGACGAUGUAUUUUCACACCUCAUGCAGGUGCAUGCCGUCCGAGGCGAAGUCAUUGAAACGCAGCAAAUCUUUGAUGAUAUCCCCGGGAGGUUCCAUUUAGAGCAUAGUGUACACCAUUGGAACAUCCUUCUCAACGCUUAUGUCAAGGUAGGUGAUUACGAUAGAGCGAUAUCUACCUUCGAAAACCUGGUGGCAGCGGGGAAAUGGGACCGUUAUAGCUACGGGACGAUGAUGCAAAUGGCGGGUGAUAGAGGCGAUCUGGGUUUCACAAUUGACCUAUAUCGCCAACUAUUGAGUUUUGGUGUGCAAGCGGACGCGGCCAUUCUUGGGGCCAUCGUUGAUGCGUACUGCCGGAACGACCACAUGCAAUCUGCUGAGGACGUAUGCGUUCGCGCCGCGAGUAAAGGGAUUGUUGAUACCCAGAUGUGGAACAAGCUCAUUUACUACCACGCCAUUCGCCGAGAUCUUGCUGCCAUCAACAGACUUCUUAGUCUUAUGGCCGAGAAGGAAAUCCCUUACAAUUAUUACACCUACCAGCAGUUACUUAUAGGUCUCUCUAUAUGUCGACAAUCUCUUCAUGCUCUAAAUCUCCUGGCGGCAGCUUUGAGGGAUAAUAUUUUCACAGUUACCGCCGAGCACUUUCAUAUUGUCAUGGGUGCCCUACUCGUGACUGGAGAGCCUGGGGCGGUCCUACGGCUCGACAAGAUGAUGCAGGACUAUGGGUUUCCCAGCUCAUCCGAGAGUCUGUUCCUAUUAACACAAACGCUUGGGCAAUUUAGGAGUCUACCACCGUUUCAACGGGCACGUUUAACUCCAACGGAGUGGCUUGGCGAAUCGUUCCGUUCAUUUUACAGAAUAUACGGUCUAAACCGCCGAAAGAAAUUAGACAAGCUAAUACCUGGACGUAUGCACAGCAAGGCGGGCGAGCUGCUGCAGCAGAAUACCGAGAAGUCCCAUUUUAGUACUAUGGUUUCCAUGCUAACCGAGCUCAAAGACUUCGCUGGGGCUCGGGAGCUUGUCGACCUUUACCGUUACAUUUUCCAAGGGGAGGAAGACGUAGACGGAGUUUUGCCCGUGACGAUGCUCAACUCCCUCAUGCGCGCAGAUUUCCUAGAAGCGCGUUAUGAUCGUGUUACAACGACCUGGGAGCUGCUCUUGGAGACCGCAAAGCAGGAAGCACGGUCAGCCGAUUACGUCGAAGAGCUUCCUCACACGCCAAAAGUCUCGGCCAAAUAUCGAUACAUACUAUCAAGUGGUCUCAUGAUCAUGCAGAAGCUGCUACUCGAAAAAGGAGAUGCCGCCGGCAUCCGGAAUCUAGUCCGGGAAGUUCGCGAAGCAGGGUUUGAGCUAGACAGCCAAAACUGGAACUUUUAUAUACAAGCGCUUGUUCAAUUAAAGGAGUAUAAGGAAGCAUUCACCACCUGCGAAGAGAUGUUAAUGCCGAACUGGACUGGAUGGUUUCUGGUGCGCCAUAGAGAGAGCGUGAAAAACAAGCUACCGCUAGACCUCCGGCGAAAAGGGUCAAGCCCGCGACAUCUCCGGCCCGUCGCUACGACGUUGUAUCGCCUCACGCGAGGCUACAUGGAGUUAGAUAGGCUCAGCGUUUGGUCCUCGGAGUUUGCCUCGACGCUCCACGAGAUAGAGAAGGAAUGCAUACAGGUAAUCCGAGCUAUCAAGUCGAUGAUACGUCUGCGUUCGCGCCACGAGCUAGAAAUCAUGGGCGACGAGGACUCCUUCGACAUCGAUUCUAUCGGUGCUGACGUAGACGGAGAUGUCUGGCCGGAAAUAGAUGAGGAGUGAAGAAGCUUCUCCUCAGGAUGGAUAUAUGUAAACGUGUAACUCUUGAAUCUGUGCAAUGACUACCUAGGUAUAUAUACCAUACUCACUCUAUAGAUGAUAGACUUACUUAUUAAUGAAUGACGUUGAUGCCUUUGGUAGAA